Messenger RNA from Lepus europaeus (European hare), 2625 nucleotides. It is a transcript of the gene FZD10, whose product is annotated as frizzled class receptor 10. Gene Ontology annotation, molecular function: Wnt-protein binding; Wnt receptor activity. The record is from RefSeq and is a predicted model, not a curated record. Lineage: Eukaryota; Metazoa; Chordata; Mammalia; Lagomorpha; Leporidae. Gene Ontology annotation, cellular component: plasma membrane. Bases 1 to 1752 code for a protein of 583 amino acids. The transcript has a single exon. Gene Ontology annotation, biological process: non-canonical Wnt signaling pathway; canonical Wnt signaling pathway.
AUGCGGCGCCCGGGCCCGCGCCUGUGGCUGCUGCUGCAGGUGGUAGGCGCGUGCGCCGCCAUCGGCUCCCUGGACCGCGAGCGCCCGGGCGACGGCCAGUGCCAGCCCAUCGAGAUCCCCAUGUGCAGGGACAUCGGCUACAACUCGACGCGCAUGCCCAACCUGAUGGGCCACGAGGACCAGCGCGAGGCCGCCAUCCAGCUGCACGAGUUCGCGCCGCUCGUGGAGUACGGCUGCCACGGGCACCUGCGCUUCUUCCUGUGCUCGCUGUACGCGCCCAUGUGCACCGAGCAGGUCUCGACGCCCAUCCCCGCCUGCCGCGUCAUGUGCGAGCAGGCCCGCCUCAAGUGCUCGCCCAUCAUGGAGCAGUUCAACUUCAGGUGGCCGGACUCGCUGGACUGCGCCAAGCUGCCCAGCCAGAACGACCCCAACUACCUGUGCAUGGAGCCGCCGCACAACGGCUCGGACGAGCCCCGCCGCGGCGCCGGCCUCUUCCCGCCGCUCUUCCGGCCGCAGCGGCCGCCGGGCGCGCAGGAGCCCCCGCCGCGGGAGGGCGGCCCCGGGCGCGCCGGCUGCGACAACCCGGGCAAGUUCCACCACGUGGGCAAGAGCGCGGCGUGCGCGCCGCUGUGCGCGCCCGACGUGGACGUGUACUGGAGCCGCGCCGACAAGCGCUUCGCCGUGGUCUGGCUGGCCGUGUGGUCCGUGUUGUGCUUCCUGUCCAGCGCCUUCACCGUGCUCACCUUCCUCAUCGACCCGGCGCGCUUCAGGUACCCCGAGCGCCCCAUCAUCUUCCUCUCCAUGUGCUACUGCGUCUACUCCGUGGGCUACAUCAUCCGCCUCUUCGCGGGCGCCGAGAGCAUCGCGUGCGACCGGGACAGCGGCCAGCGCUACGUGAUCCAGGAGGGACUGGAGAGCACGGGCUGCACCCUGGUCUUCCUGGUGCUCUACUACUUCGGCAUGGCCAGCUCGCUCUGGUGGGUGGUCCUCACGCUCACCUGGUUCCUGGCCGCGGGCAAGAAGUGGGGCCACGAGGCCAUCGAGGCCAACAGCAGCUACUUCCACCUGGCCGCCUGGGCCAUCCCGGCCGUGAAGACCAUCGUGGUGCUGGUGAUGCGCCGGGUGGCGGGCGACGAGCUGACCGGCGUGUGCUACGUGGGCAGCAUGGACGUGAACGCCCUCACGGGCUUCGUGCUGGUGCCGCUGGCCUGCUACCUGGUGCUGGGCACGUCCUUCGUGCUGUCCGGCUUCGUGGCCCUCUUCCACAUCCGCCGGGUCAUGAAGACGGGCGGGGAGAACACGGACAAGCUGGAGAAGCUCAUGGUGCGGAUCGGCGUCUUCUCGGUGCUCUACACCGUGCCCGCCACCUGCGUCAUCGCCUGCUACUUUUACGAGCGCCUGAACGUGGACUACUGGAAGACCCUGGCCACACAGCACAAGUGCAGGGUGAACAACCAGACCAAGGACCUGGACUGCGCCAUGGCGGCCUCCAUCCCGGCCGUGGAGAUCUUCCUGGUGAAGGUGUCCAUGCUGCUGGUGGUGGGCAUCACCAGCGGCAUGUGGGUCUGGACCUCCAAGACCCUGCAGUCCUGGCAGAGCGUGUGCAGCCGCCGGCUGCGGCGGAGCAGCCGCAGGAAGCCUGCCAGCGUCAUCGCCGGCGCCGGCGGGGGCAUGUACACCAAGGCCCAGCCUCCCCCCAAAACCCACCAGGGCAAGUACGAGAUCCCCGCCCCGCCGCCCACCUGCGUGUGAGCUCACCCCGAGGGCGGGCCCGGGGUCUCUGCCCGAGCUCUGCUUGCUUGCCUGCCCGGUGUGUUUCUGGUUUUUUUGUUUCGUUUUGUUUUCUAACGUGAAAGUUGAGAGAUAACUCGAGUGUUUACCCUGGAGUUCAGGAUGCUGUGACCCACUGACCGUGUGAAGGGACGGGCAGAUGGUGCUGGGCUGCUUUCUGGGGAGCGGGCGGCUCCUCUGUGAGGGGCCCUGGCGUCGCUAACUGGGGGCGACCGAACUGAUGGCCCCAGAAGUGCGCUGUGUGCGAGCCAGGGCUGCUGUGCUGUGGGAGAAGCGUCCGCUGCCCGGGAGGCUGCCGGUGACAGCAGCUCGUGUGUGGGGAGCAGGGGCCCUGCCAGCCCCUCCCGCGGCGCCGGGCUCUGGCACGGCCGCCUUCCUCCAAGACAGAAGCCGUCACCGAACCCAGCGUUUGCCAACUCAAACCAUGUGCAAUACGUUUUUUUUUCCUUCUCUCUCCACGAAAGUAAAAAGAGAAACAAGUAUUUUGCUGUACAUAAAGACAACAAAAGAGGCCUCCUAACAAAAGAACAAGCAGGCUGGGCCCUCAGUGUCACAUUUUGUGGCUUUUUAACGGAAACCCAGCACUGCUGUCCCCGUGGACUGAUUUGUGGAAAGGCGGGGGAGGGGAGAGGCCGUUCAGAAGUACCCAGAGAGCUUGUGACUUUGUAUUGUCACCGCGGUUUCUGUGAACCGAGGGAGAGGUGCCGAGCGUGGCGCCCCCACCCCCACCCCGUGUUCUCUGGAGGAGUGCUGCUGCCUGUGUACGUGUGUACGAGACGGCGUUUUUCAUGCCCCACUAUUUUAUUAAAAAUAAAAGAUGCUCUUUGGUUUGCG